CUGUAGCCAGCAGCGCAUCAAAAAAAAAGAAAAGAAAAGAUGCCAGCUCUUGAAUUCCCUGCCAUUUUUACGCCCGCGAAUUAGAGGACGCGCUCGGACACGAAAGGAAACAGACGCAGAUGGUGGAAUAGUGAGAAAUCCGUCGCGUUCCCUCUGACGCGUUUGCGGAUCAUUCUUCUCAGCUGACGCGGCGAAACGGUACCGACUGCUGUAACGUUACGCGCGAGAUCGGGCCGAAUUUUGCGCACAUUUCACCGUCAGGAAAUGAGUAUAGAAAUCCCCGAGGGCUUGACGGAGCUUCUGCAGAGCUUUACCGUGGAGGUCCUGAGGAACCAGCCGGGGGAUCUGCUGGAGUUCGCGCUGCAGUACUUCACGCGUCUCAAGGAGAACGAGAGCCGCGGCGGCGCGUUUGGCAAUGAGCACAAUUCAGCCGCGCGAGCGGGGAAAGCCGUCAACUUCAUCGAAGAGGCCAUGCAGAUUGACUCCGAAAACGGAGAGGACGAGGACGAUGAUGAAGAAUUCAUAGCUCCGGUUAUCAACAGAUUUGUCCGGAGAGCUUCUGUUUGUGCGGAGGCGUACAACCCUGAUGAGGAUGAAGAGGAGAGAGAACCAAGGGUCACUCACCCCAAAACAGACGAGCAGAGACAGAGACUACAGGAAGCCUGCAAAGACAUCCUACUGUUCAAAAACCUGGACCAGGAGCAGAUGUCGCAAGUCUUGGAUGCCAUUUUUGAGAAGGUAGUAGUGACCGGAGAGCACAUCAUCGAUCAAGACGACGAUGGCGACAACUUCUACGUCAUUGAGAGAGGAACAUUUGACAUCAUGUUGAAAGUGGAAGGCACCACGCGGACCGUGGGCUCUUAUGACAACCGUGGGAGUUUUGGAGAGUUGGCCCUCAUGUACAACACGCAGAGGGCCGCCACCAUCAUCGCUACCUCACCUGGAGCCCUGUGGUGCCUCGAUCGGUUGACAUUCAGAAGGAUCAUCUUAAAGAAUAAUGCAAAGAAAAGAAAAAUGUACGAGGCUUUCAUCGGGACUCUUCCACUGCUCACGUCACUGGAGGUUUCAGAGAGAAUGAAGGUUGUUGAUGUCUUGUCGACCAAAGUGUACAACAGCGGGGAACAGAUCAUUGCUCAGGGUGAUUUGGCAGAUUGUUUCUACAUCGUAGAGUCAGGACACGUCAGGAUCACUAUGAAGAGGAGCAAAUCGAAAAACGAUACUGAAGACGAGGAGGUGGAAAUCGCCACAUGCUCUAGAGGCCAGUAUUUCGGAGAGUUGGCGCUCGUCACUAACAAGCCACGGGCGGCUUCUGCGUAUGCCAUGGACAACGUCAAAUGCUUAGCGAUGGACGUGCAGGCGUUUGAGAGGAUAUUAGGCCCCUGCAUGGACAUCAUGAAACGAAACAUAGCGAAUUACGAGGAGCAGCUGAUCACUCUCUUCGGGAGUCACAUUGCAAUAGAGGAGCCGAAUGCAUGAAAUCAGUUAAUCAAUAAACAUCGCAAACUUAAAAUGCAAUGUGAAACGAUGAGAAAAUGGUAAGUAGAGGCCUGUCAUCAUGGUCAAGAAAUCGUGUUAACAUAGGUCAUAAGCUUGAAGUUAUUGUUUUGCAUUCACAGAUGUGAAACUCCGGUGUGUGUCAAUGAUCAUGAUUUUUUUUAGAUGUGAAAAGCCAAAUGUGAGCGCUUUCCUCCAGGGUACUCGAGGUUUAUGGGAGUUUCCUCGUGGUUAUUUGGUUUGGGGAUUUGGUACCGGUGUGUUUAUCGAAAUUUUUCUCGUUUUUUAAACUUGGUUUGUGUUUCUUUCACAUGCUGCAUCUUUUACACAAAGACUGCAUUGUUAUGCCAUAUACAGCACAGUAAUAUGUUAAUUUAUUCUUUUAAAGCUAUUCUUCUGAAUUUUUAAAUCUGCUGUUGAGCAUUUGUCAAAUGUUUUCAGUGUUAUGUAAGUCAUUUUUACUGCGAGCCACCAUUUUUGACUAAACAUGAAUUCUGCAUCUGAGAUUCAUGAAUUGCAUCUUGAUGACACCUGUUACAAAAAAUGUGAACAGUUACUUAUAAUGAAUUAUGGACUACAUGCCAGAGUUUAAAGUCAACAUGAAAACUAAAUUGAACGUAUUUACUUAGAGCACGUUAAUAAUAAUAAUAAUUUUUUUUUUUUUUAAGUUUGUAUUAAAAUUGCAAUCCCUCUAAAACAACAUUUGAAGUCAUAAAUGAAUUCUGGUAUGAAACACCCUUUUUUUAACCGUCCAAUCAAUUCUGCUCAAUAAAAUCAGGUCCUACCUAUUUUUUUUCUUGUUGAAUAUCCUAUUUAACUCAUAAAUACUUCAGAUUACAGAAGUAAAAUGAGUUGCAAACUGUUUCACGUUGACUUUUAUACUCAAGUUUCAUUACAUUUCCAGGAGUUAGUAAACUUUCAAAUUGCUUGAGAAUACGAUAUGAGAAAAGGAGAUGGAGAUGCACAGACUCGAUUACAUAUAAAAAUGAAAAUGCAGUCUGAAUAUUAUUGCACUUUGAUGCCAGUGUAAUGAAAAUACAUAAUUUAAUGGAAUAGCUCACCAAAAAAUGAAAAUUUUCCUCACCCUCAGGCCAUCCAAGAUGUAGAUGAAUUUGUUUCUUCAUCAGGU
This is a messenger RNA of Onychostoma macrolepis, 2623 nucleotides long. RefSeq names its product cAMP-dependent protein kinase type II-beta regulatory subunit. The transcript has 11 exons. Lineage: Eukaryota; Metazoa; Chordata; Actinopteri; Cypriniformes; Cyprinidae. The coding region runs from base 265 to 1476 and encodes 403 amino acids. The record is from RefSeq and is a predicted model, not a curated record. Gene Ontology annotation, biological process: regulation of protein phosphorylation. Gene Ontology annotation, cellular component: cAMP-dependent protein kinase complex. Gene Ontology annotation, molecular function: cAMP-dependent protein kinase regulator activity.